CGAAUAUAUAGGCAGCUGCAAACAUGGCCGCCUAUCAUAGUUAUUUUGUGGCUCUAUCAAUCUUUCUGUUGUUUGCCUCCAAAGCGGCGGCCAAAGCCUCCAACCACCCAUUCGUAACCAUUCUCAACAAAACAUACGAAGGUAUAUCAACCACAUUACUCACAGAAGAAUUUAGAGGAAUUCGAUACGGACAGAGCCCCACUGGUGGACUUCGCUUUACAAGACCGCAACCAUUUGACCCAACGGGGAGAAUUGACGCUCGACAUUACGGGCCUGGCUGUCCCCAAGGCCUACAAUACACAACCGAAGAAAGCCAAGAUGAGGACUGCUUAUUUCUCAACAUUGUUCGGCCAUCUUUAAGGAGUAAGGAACCAUUACCUGUGAUUUGCUGGUUACAUGGUGGUGCAUACAGGACCGGUCAGGCUUCGCUUUACAAUGGCACUGCUUUGGUGUCUCAGUCGAUACAACUGGGUCUACCCGUCAUCUACGUUGGAAUCAACUACCGUUUGAACGGCUUCGGAUUCUUGGCUUCAUCCAAAUUGCUACAGUCAGGCGACGUUAAUCUCGGCCUACACGACCAAGAGCUUGCACUCAGAUGGAUAUCUCGGAACAUCGCUUGGUUUGGGGGAAACAAAGACAGGAUAACACUGUUUGGUGAAUCUGCUGGCUCUGCAGAAACUUGGGCCCACAUAGUCCGUCAAGAGCGCUCUGCAGAAUCUCUCUUCCAAGGAGCUGCGCUGAUAUCUGGCGCACCUGGCGGUAUAUGGCCUCACGUAGACGAUGCCGCUUUGUAUGAUGCAGCUUUUCAGAACCUAGUGGAUACCACAGGUUGCCGUUCUGCUACAAAUGAGGUUGACUGUCUGCGUAGACAGGAUUUCAAAAAACUUGACAAUAUCUUCAAUGGUAUCAACAGUACAUGGGAGAAAAGCUUCAAAUACAGCAUAGGUAUUGUCAAGGAUGAAUACUGGUUUAAUUCAUCUGCGUGGCAAAGUUUGAUCGAUCAGAAAUUUGCAGAUCUACCAUUGCUAGUUGGAUACAACCACGAUGAAGGCACUCGGCUCUAUGACUGCACACAUCAGUCUAUGCAAGCAAUUGACCUUAUUCGUGAUGCGGCUUAUGCCUUCAAUGAUUCGACUUUACAAUGGGCCUUAAGUUUAUAUGCUACCUACCUGGAAAUCCUAAACAUUUCUCUUAUAGAUGUCACUGCUGGUGGACGAUACGCAAGCUCAUCUAAUCAAAUCACUACAUUUUUCUACACUGACCUUUAUUUUGCAUCCGGGGUACAGAAAGUACUCGACGUAGUAAGCAAAUCCCAAAACAUUUGGGGUUAUCGCUUUGAUCAAAUGCCACCAUAUUCCGCUAUAAAUCUGUCCUAUGGAUAUCCUGGCACAUCGGUAGCCAAAGCGGCUUGCAUGGGCACAUAUCACUCGUCAAUGCUGUCAUACCUAUUCGGAGAUGUCCAGUCGCUUGUGGAUGCUACAGUUUACGAUAAGCGACUCUCGAAAUUUAUAAUGGAAGGUUGGCUAUCUUUCGCGACAUAUGGCUAUCCGAAGAUUCAAAAUUCGACCCAAUUUACGUGGGACCCAUACAACUACCAGGGCAAGAUCUUAGAUUUGAAACUGAAUAAGGAUGCAAAGCCAACUAUGUUAAAAAAUGUAUUCCGAGAAAAAUCAUUGGCGUUGAUAUCCAAGAAAGUCUCCGAAAGCCAAGAGCUUUACACCCCGGUGUAAGAACCCGCUUACUGCGCCAUCAUUAUCCGACAUGUUACACAAUUUUUACACAGCUUCGCAAUUCGCAUUCUGCGUUCCGCAUUACGCUGUUUAUCCUCUCCGCCAUCUGCUAUUCGCAAUUUACAAUCCGCCUUUCGCCUUUCGCACUCUGCAUUCGCACUUCGCAAUUCGCACUUCUUACGUGACAUUUAACUUUUUGUUCAGAUGAGAAUUUCUAAACGUCUAUAUAAGUAUUUGCAUCUGCAACGGAUCCGAUGAUUGAGAAAUUCAUGC
Aplosporella prunicola CBS 121167 is the source of this 2003-nucleotide messenger RNA. RefSeq lists its product as uncharacterized. NCBI's taxonomy places the organism in Eukaryota, Fungi, Ascomycota, Dothideomycetes, Botryosphaeriales, Aplosporellaceae. The coding region runs from base 24 to 1730 and encodes 568 amino acids. The transcript is spliced from 9 exons. The record is from RefSeq and is a predicted model, not a curated record.